UAUAUUGCAUCAUUUAAUACAGAUAUUUGAUGAUUAGAAAAUGUUUGCCAAUAUAAUCGAAUGGUUUCGUCCAUACUGGACGCCGACUAAUUUCUUUUAUUAUGCACUGAUCUCGAAUGUAAUUAUCAGUCUUUGGGAUCUCUAUCUUCACUAUCGUCAGCAUAAGAUUUAUAAGAAACAACAAAAACUUCCCCUCGAUCUGGCACCGUAUAUGGAUGAAGGAAGCUUCAGAAGAGCACGUCUUUAUAAUCUUGACAGAAGUUAUUUCGGUUUUUGUGAAAUUUUCAGUAUUUGUCAAAAAGCGCUUAUCAUCUGGAUUUUAUUGGCUUCAAUUCUUUGGAAUUUGUCGACACAAAUAACCUAUAAAUAUUUUGGCUACCAGAAUGAAGUCGUUUCGACCAUUAUGUUUUUCCUAUUACAAACGGCCAUAUCUGCAGUCAUUGAUAUUCCUUUCUCAUUGUAUUCGAAUUUCGUCAUUGAAGAACGUCAUGGUUUCAACAAAUAUACGCUCAAGUUUUUCCUUUGGGAUACUUUUAAAAAAUUUCUCGUAUUUCAGCCGAUUAUAUCAUUGUUGGUCGGCGGUGCAACCUACAUCAUCAUCCGUUUUGAAGACCAAUUCUUUUUCUACCUAUGGUUUUUUUCCAGCGGAACUGCCAUCAUUUUCAUGGUCAUUUAUCCAUCGUUGAUUGCACCGUUGUUCGAUAAAUAUACACCAUUGGAAGAAGGUUCUUUGAGAUCCGAAAUCGAACGUUUAGCAACUCAAAUUAAAUUUCCAUUGAAAAACAUUUUUGUCGUUGAUGGUUCAAAACGUUCCAGCCAUUCUAAUGCUUAUUUUUAUGGAUUUUUCAAAUCAAAACAGAUCGUCCUAUAUGACACAUUAUUCGAUAAAGAUUCACCAUAUUUCAAAAAUCAAGAAGAAAAGGCUGCAACAACAGAAGAAUCGGAAAAUGAAAAAAGUGAUUCGGCCUCAACCAAAAAAACUGAUGAGAAAAAAGCAACCGGUUGUACAGAGAAAGAAAUUGUGGCCAUUAUUUGUCAUGAAUUAGGCCAUUGGUAUCAUAGUCACAUAUUCAAGAAUUUAGUCAUCUCAUUGUUUAAUUUAUUUUUCAUAUUCAAAAUUGCAUCAUUAUUCUAUAAUGAUACUGUAAUUUAUCAUGCUUUUGGUUUCUAUGGCGAAAACAAUAUGCCACGAUUUAUUGGUCUGACUAUCAUAAUUGAGACCAUAUUUCUUCUAUAUUUUGAGCUCUACAACUUUGGCAUGAGCAUCAUUUGUCGAAAAUUUGAAUUUCAAGCUGACAAUUUUGCUAAAAAUUUAAAUUUCCGUACUGAAUUGAUUAAUGCAUUGAUAAAAUUGAACAAGGAUAAUCUUAGCUUCCCUGUUUAUGAUUGGCUUUAUUCACUAUUGUUGCAUUCACAUCCACCAAUUUUGGAUCGUAUCAAUGCUUUACGUAAAAUUGAUGACAAAAUUGAUUGAUCUAUUUAGAAAAAAAAUUACGAUUAGUCGUACUAUCAUCAUCAUCUUCAUCAUCAUCAUCAUCAUGAUCAUCAUUAAUGGGCAAAAAAGUUAAAAUUAUCCGAAUAUUAUAUUUUCUAUUUCAAUAAAACAUGAAUUGUAUUUGUUUAUUAUUUAAUUAAUAAAGAUGAAUUCAUAAACUAAA
This is a messenger RNA of Dermatophagoides farinae (American house dust mite), 1658 nucleotides long. The record is from RefSeq and is a predicted model, not a curated record. NCBI's taxonomy places the organism in Eukaryota, Metazoa, Arthropoda, Arachnida, Sarcoptiformes, Pyroglyphidae.